Durusdinium trenchii is the source of this 876-nucleotide messenger RNA. Lineage: Eukaryota; Dinophyceae; Suessiales; Symbiodiniaceae. The record is from the annotation of a GenBank genome assembly.
AUGAAGUGGCUUCCUGAGGAGGCCCUGUUUCAAGUCCUUCGGCUUUUUGUUGAUGCUCGCGCAGCGCCAGCAAUUUUGAUCUCUGGCCUUGCGCUUGACAGUGACAUUCCUCCGACGCCGGCCCUUCCUGGAGAUUUCCGUCUUCCGGUUAGUGAGGCGUGGCUCUUGGGUUUGGCCCGGUGUUUGGGAGUCCCUUAUGGGAUGCUCGGGUUCUACUCUGACAACGCCAGGGGAGGAUUGAUUCGGGACCUCUCUCCAAAACCAGGUCUUGGAGGCAUUAAUCAGCCGCACAUUGAUCUGGGCCUGGAGGCCCAGGCGUGUGUCUCAGGGGCAGCGAACGAACCUGAGGGUUUUAUUCUAUUGGCUUUGCGUGGAGAUCCUCAGCAUGGUGCGCUGACGCGGAUUUGCAGCUCGCAGCACCUCGUGGCCUGCUUAGAGCCCUGGCAAGUUCGGGCAUUGCGACGUAGCCCAGUACAAACCCAAUGCGUCAGGACGGACAGCCUCUCUCCGUAUGGCAAGCCGUUCUAUGCAAUAGCAGGGUCUGAGGAAGAUCCCAGAGUCACCUUCUUCUACAUUCCAGAUCACCAGGACUUUUCCUACCGCAUUGUCAGCGAUGAUGCGGAGACAGAGGCUGCUUAUCAACACGCUUUGAACAUGGCCACAGAUCUCGCGGACAAGGUGGAUUUGCAGGCUGGUGAUGCGCUCCUGAUCAACAAUGCUCGCUGCAACCAUGGGCGAACGGCCUUCGAACCACAACUGGACGGCUCGGACCGUUGGCUGCUCAAAACGUUCGUUACAUCAGGCUGGCGACAAGUUGGCGCCCCUGUGUCUUCAAAAAGGCCUCUUGUUUGGCCGAACUUGCUGGUGAAGCCGUGA